Molecule: messenger RNA, 4042 nt
Organism: Silurus meridionalis
Lineage: Eukaryota; Metazoa; Chordata; Actinopteri; Siluriformes; Siluridae
Gene: lrrc8db
Product: leucine rich repeat containing 8 VRAC subunit Db
Exons: 3
Coding region: 659-3184 (841 amino acids)
Molecular function (GO): protein binding
Source: RefSeq, a predicted model, not a curated record
UGUAAACUUAAGCACCUCCCCUGACCGACUUCCUGUUUCCAAGCAUAAAUUGUUUUAAUUUAUUUAUUAUUUUUAUUUACAGGCUGCGCCUUUUUUCUCUCGAUAUGUUCGUGCUGCGUGAACGUUUGGACGAUUUAAGGUUGUUGAAACCGCCCAUACUGGAUUGAAAGUUAUUUUUUCCCCUCGCGUUUGGUGAAGGCUGGAUGAAGGAGAAGCGGAGGCGGCUGUAAACUGGUGCAGACUGGUUAGUACUGACUCUGCAUGUAGGAGAAAGCAGAGGACGGGACAAGGUGUUCAUGCGCAUCAUGUGAAUGGUCCUAUUGUCUUUUCUUUUAAUAGGGAGGAAAACAUUCAUCUAUUUUCCAGUCGUUUUUUCCCUCCACCCUAAUAAUGAGGACACGAAAGGACAUCAGUGUGCGUGGUGUUGCGCAGUCUUGUCACUACGCCAAGAUGAAAGGGAGAUAGUGGAUGGUGGAUCUUAAGCAGACUAUGCUUUAGGAUGCAAAAUAGGCAGUAUCCGUAAAAAAAGGAACGACACUGAGGGGAAGCAGUGGGGCUCGGAAGGUUGUAGCUCAGUGGUUAAGCCAUUGGACUCUGGAUCGGAAGAUCAUAGAUUCAAAUCCCUGCUGCUACUGCUGGGUUGUAAGUCGCUCUGGGAAUGUUCACCCUCACAGAAGUUGCCUCUUUGAACGACAUCCAGCCAACCUAUCGAAUUUUGAAACCAUGGUGGGAUGUGUUUAUGGAUUAUUUGGGCAUUGUAAUGCUCAUGGUGGCAAUAUUUGCUGGAACAAUGCAGUUAACCAAAGACCAAGUUGUUUGCUUGCCUGUUCUGGAUUCGUGGGAAGAGUCCGUCACCACACAGAAGCCACCAGAAACAGCUUCUGGCCUCGGGACAGGAGGAAAUAGAGUGACGUUAGCAGCUGCACCUUUAGUGAGCAAAGACCAGCCUGAUACAGUUGUCCACCAACUACAUUUCUCUCAGCCAGCAGCAAUCAUACAGCCUCAGCCAACAGGGUUGAAAACAAACAUGGACUUUCAGCAGUAUGUCUUUGUGAACCAGAUGUGCUAUCACAUUGCCCUCCCCUGGUAUUCAAAAUACUUUCCUUACCUUGCUCUCAUUCACACAAUUGUCCUUAUGGUCAGCAGCAACUUUUGGUUCAAGUACCCCAAGACAAGUUCAAAAAUUGAGCAUUUUGUGUCGAUUUUGGGGAAGUGUUUUGAGUCCCCUUGGACCACUAAAGCAUUGUCUGAGACAGCUUGCGAAGACUCUGAGGAAAAUAAGCAAAGGAUGACUGGAGGCCUCUCAUUACCCAAGCAUUUAUCCAACAGCAGUGAGGACGGGUGUCCAAGCCCAUCCACACCAAUGCAAGGAAAAUCCAGUGUUAAAUUUUCUACUGAAAAGCCUGUAAUUGAAGUUCCGAGCAUGACAAUAUUGGACAAGAAAGAUGGUGAGCAAGCUAAGGCACUUUUUGAAAAAGUGAGGAAGUUUCGUGUGCAUGUUGAAGACAGUGACUUGAUCUACAAACUCUAUGUCGCUCAAACUGUAAUUAAGACAGUCAAGUUUAUUCUGAUCCUGUGUUACACAACAACGUUUGUUGCAUACAUUGACUUUGAACAUGAUUGUAACCCUAAUGUUAAACAUUUAACUGGCUACACCAAAUUCCAAUGUACUCAUAAUAUGGCAUUCAUGUUGAAAAAGCUUCUUAUUAGCUACAUUGCCAUCAUUUGUGUUUAUGGCUUGAUAUGCAUUCACACCCUUUUUUGGUUAUUUAGGCGGCCCCUAAAGGAGUACUCAUUUGAGAAGGUAAGAGAGGAGAGCAGCUUUAGUGACAUACCGGAUGUAAAGAAUGACUUUGCCUUCCUCUUGCACAUGGUAGACCAGUAUGACCAGUUAUACUCUAAACGCUUUGGUGUCUUUCUCUCAGAGGUCAGUGAAAACAAACUGCGGGAAAUUAGCCUGAAUCAUGAAUGGACAUUUGAGAAGCUACGGCAGCAUGUGUCACGGAAUGUACAAGACAAAUUAGAGCUCCAUUUGUUUAUGCUCUCAGGUGUUCCUGACGCAGUAUUUGACCUCACAGACCUUGAGAUAUUGAAGCUCGAGUUAAUCCCUGAAGCACGGAUAACAGCAAAGAUUUCCCAGAUGAUCAACCUUAAAGAGCUGCAUUUGUAUCACUGCCCCUCCAAAGUUGAGCAGACUGCAUUCAGUUUUCUUCGUGAUCACCUACAGUGCCUUCAUGUCAAGUUUACAGAUGUUGCAGAGAUACCCCAAUGGGUUUACUUGUUGAAGAACUUGAGGGAGCUCUACCUGGUGGGUAACCUCAACUCUGAAAAUAACAAGAUGAUUGGCUUGGAAUCCCUCAGGGACCUGAGGCAUCUGAAAGUGUUACAUCUGAAGAGCAACCUUACUAAGGUCCCAACAAACAUAACAGACUUAGCCCCCCAUCUGGUUAAACUCGUUGUACACAAUGAUGGUACUAAGCUCUUGGUAUUGAAUAGUUUGAAAAAGAUGAUGAAUCUUGCUGAACUUGAGUUGCAUAAUUGUGAACUGGAAAGGAUACCACAUGCCAUUUUUAGUUUGACAAAUUUACAAGAGCUAGACUUGAAAUCGAACAAUAUUCGUACUAUUGAGGAGGUUAUCAGUUUCCAACACUUGAAAAGGUUUACCUGCCUCAAACUUUGGCACAACAAAAUCAUCACCAUUCCACUGUCAAUAGGUCAAGUAAAGAACCUUGAAUCCCUUUAUCUUUCUCACAACAAACUAGAGUCGUUGCCUGCACCUUUGUUUAGUUUACCUAAGCUAAGAUAUUUGGACUUAAGUCACAACUCCAUUAUAGUGAUUCCAACAGAGGUAGGAUUCCUGCAGAACCUCCAAUAUUUUGCAAUCACAGGAAACAAGGUGGAAUUGGUGCCCAAGCCACUGUUCAAAUGCACCAAGCUGCGUACACUUUGUUUGGGCCAAAACUGUAUCGCUUCCUUGCCAGAGAAAAUUGGCCAGCUGGUGCAACUGAUACAUCUAGAGUUAAAGGGAAACUGCCUGGACCGCAUUCCAGCACAGCUUGGACAGUGCAGACUCUUGCGUCGAAGUGGCCUGAUUGUGGAGGAUCACCUAUUCGACUCUCUGCCGUUAGAGGUCAAAGAUAGCAUUAAUCAGGAAAGCAAUGUUGCGUAUGCCAACGGACUGUAGGUGUUUAGUAGAGUCGGGUCACUACAUCUUUUUUGCUGGCCCUUCUUUUGACCAAAAUCUGUUAUCCAUGUUAAAUGCGAUUUAAAAUUUAGGACAGUGCUCUCUUUAUUACUUUGGUUUGUACCAAGUUUGUCAACUGGUGAGAAAUAUUUGGCUCAGGACUUGUUGCACCUGAAUGAAACACUUUAUACGAUUAGAAUUUCCCAAGCAUAUCAAAACUGAUUGUAAACUAAACAAGGUAGUUUAGUUUAAUAUUUUCUGAUGUACUAAAAACGCAAAAAUUAUGAAUGCAAUAUUUUUUGCCCCUGAUACAAAGCCAACAGUUUAAUGUUAGUUAAAGUACAAAUUGCUCUUUUUUUUGCCAUCUUUUGUUUGUUUAUGCUUCCAUGUUUUGCAUUUUAACUAAUAGCUUUCCACACAGCACAACCCACAUUGUGGUGCAGUUACUGACUGUAUUUAUUCAUUUUUGUAAGAAAUCCACAAAACAAACAAACAAACAAACAAAAAACGUGUAUGCAAAAAAAUUUUAAAGAACCAUUAGUGCACCCAAUGCAUGGUCCAUGCUGCUCAUAACAUUUCAGCAUAGAAAUUAUUGUUCUAUUAUUUAUUCUUUUACUGUUCUACUUGAACAUGUUUGUCGACAUGUAUAAAAUCUAAAUUUAUGUGAGAAAAAAAAUACUGCUUAACAUUGUACUUGUUACGUGAGAAAGAAUUGCUUGUACUUUAUACAUUUUCUUUGCUUUAUAAACAGUUUACUUGCGUGUUUCAGUUACCGGGCUAUAUGCUAUUUGCUAUGUUGGCUACAUUAAACUGUAUACUCUUAGCUUUUAAGAAGUUAAGGCUGAGAGUGAAUCUGAA